CUUGUUUCCUUUUACUUCCUCAUUGUCACUCACUACCACCACAAGUCAUUUUAUACACCCACAUAAACAAAACCUUCUCUCUUCUUCUUCUAUCUUCUUCUUUCUCUUUCUCACCCUUCAAAGUUCGAAGCUUUAGUGGUUUAAUUCAACUCAAUCCAGGGCUUAAAUUCGAGGCUUCUUUGAUCAAAUUCAACCUGGGUUUUUGUAACCGCGAUUAUAAGUUGUAUGUCCAUUGGUAAUGGCUCCUAAAGCUGGGAAAACAAAGCCACACAAGAGUAAAGGAGAGAAGAAGAAGAAGGAAGAGAAAGUUUUGCCCACUGUCAUUGAGAUAAGUGUAGAAACACCAGAUGAAUCCCAAGUGACUCUCAAGGGAAUCUCUACGGACAGAAUCUUAGAUGUGAGGAAGCUCUUGGCGGUCCAUGUUCAGACAUGCCACCUCACCAACUUCUCUCUCUCUCACCAGGUGCGUGGCACUAGACUCAAGGAUUCCGUUGACAUCGUAUCGCUCAAGCCUUGCCACCUCACCAUCGUCGAAGAGGACUAUACUGAGGAGCUAGCCACCGCGCACAUACGGCGGCUCCUUGACAUCGUCGCUUGCACCACCGCCUUCGGUUCGUCGAAACCUCCGGUGUCUCGCGCGUCCACCAAAGACUCUGUACCGAAGGAGUCAGGUUCGAAUGAGGGAGAUUCUCCGGCCGACAAGGAUGCCGGCGAUUCAGGUUCCGGUCUCAGCCCUAAGCUUAAGGAAUCAGAGAAGAAACUCGUCGGGAACUGUGAGUCUCAGGCGGCGGAAGGUGGGGAUAAGGGUGACAUCAACAUGUGCCCACCGACUCGUCUCGGGCAGUUUUACGAGUUUUUCUCCUUCUCACACCUUACUCCUCCGAUCCAAUAUAUCAGAAGGUCUGUUCGUCCAUCUAUCGAGGAUAAAGGAUUAGAUGAUUUGUUUCAAAUCGAUAUUAAAGUUUCAAGUGGGAAGCCGAUCACGGUCGUUGCCUCAAGAACAGGUUUUUUCCCAGCUGGGAAAAAGCAGCUUCUGUGUCAUUCCUUGGUUGAGCUGCUGCAACAGAUAAGCCGGCCAUUUGAUGCGGCUUAUGACGCUCUUAUGAAAGGUUUCAUUGAGCACAAUAAAUUUGGCAACCUUCCUUAUGGUUUCCGAGCAAACACCUGGGUAGCUCCUCCGGUUGUUGCUGAUAGCCCAUCUACCUUUCCGUCACUUCCAGUGGAGGAUGAGACAUGGGGAGGGAAUGGCGGCGGGGUGGCCCGGUCUUGUAAGCAUGACCAAAGAGAGUGGGCAAAGGAAUUUGCGAUUUUGGCAGCGAUGCCUUGUAAAACACCUGAAGAGAGACAGGUUCGAGAUAGGAAGGUCUUCCUACUCCACAGUCUAUUUGUCGACGUUUCUGUUUUCAAGGCAGUGGAAUUAAUAAAGAAUGUCGUAGAGAGCAAUCAACGCUCACCAAAGGAUCCUGCUGCAUUUGCUUUCCAUGAAGAAAGAGUUGGUGAUUUGAUCAUAAAGGUGGCUAGAGAUGAGCCUGAUGCAAGUGCCAAGGUUGACCGAAAGAGUGAUGGGACUCGGGUUCUAGAUAUCUCUCAGGAAGAACUUGAUCAAAGGAAUUUGCUUAAAGGGAUCACUGCUGAUGAGAGUGCGACGGUUCAUGAUACGUCUACCUUGGCGGUGGUGGUUGUCAGACAUUGUGGUUUCACAGCCAUUGUAAAGGUUGCUGCUGAAUUUAAGUUGGAUGGGGGCCGAAUCCUAGAGGAUAUUGAAAUCGAAGACCAAUCAGAAGGAGGUGCAAAUGCACUGAAUGUAAAUAGCUUGAGGACUCUAUUGCACAAGUCGUCAACGCCUUCUAGCAUAGCUCAGAGAUCACCAAAUGCAGACUCAGAACAAAUACGUGUUGCCAAGUCCCUUGUGAGGAAAGUAUUUGAGGACAGUCUGCAGAAAUUGGAGGCUGAACCCCCAAGAAAUACCAAGCCUAUAAAGUGGGAAUUAGGAGCUUGUUGGGUGCAACAUCUGCAAAAUCAAGCUUCAAGUAAAAGUGAGACUAAGAAAACUGAAGAUGCUAAGCCUGAACCAACUGUGAAGGGUCUUGGAAAGCAAGGUGCACUUCUUAAGGAGAUAAAAAGGAAGAUUGAUGUGAAAGCUCACAAGGCUGAACAGGGCAAGGAUGCCCUUGCUAAUACUGUUGACAAUGACAAUAAAUCAGAAGCUGCGGAUCAGAAGGAACUCGAGAAACAAAAUGAGGAAAUGGAAAAGAUGUGGAAAGAACUGGUGACGGAAGCUGCAUAUCAGCGCCUUAAAGAAUCAGAAACUGGUUUUCAUCUCAAGUCACCCAGAGAGCUGAUUGAAAUGGCCCGCAAAUACUACGCUGACACUGCUCUUCCGAAACUGGUGGCAGACUUUGGAUCCCUUGAACUCUCACCUGUCGAUGGGAGAACUCUGACAGACUUUAUGCACACCAAAGGCUUACAAAUGCAUUCCUUGGGGAGAGUGGUCGAGCUGGCUGAAAAACUCCCUCAUGUGCAAUCCCUCUGUAUUCAUGAAAUGAUAGUUCGGGCAUACAAGCAUAUACUGCAGGCUGUUGUAGCAGCUGUUGAAAACACUGCUGAUCUGGCUACCUCAAUAGCAUCAUGCUUAAAUGUCCUAUUGGGAACACCGUCUGACACUGAGAGUGAAUAUGAUGAAAAGAUAAAGUGGACUUGGGUAGAAACGUUCAUUUCCAAGAGGUUUGGGUGGAAUUGGAAGCAUGAAGGCAGCCAAGAACUGAGAAAAUUCGCCAUUCUUAGAGGACUGUCACACAAGGUUGGACUGGAGCUUGUUCCCAAAGACUAUGAGAUGGACAGCUCAUAUCCGUUUAAGAAGUUAGAUAUUAUCAGUAUGGUUCCUGUGUAUAAGCACGUAGCAUUGUCAUCCAUUGAUGGACGCACUUUGUUGGAAUCGUCCAAAACUUCCUUAGAUAAAGGCAAACUAGAGGAUGCUGUCAAUUUUGGCACCAAGGCAUUGGCGAAGCUUGUAGCAGUGUGCGGCCCAUAUCAUAGAAUGACCGCCGGAGCAUAUAGUCUUCUUGCUGUUGUGCUGUACCAUACUGGGGACUUUAAUCAGGCUACCAUUUAUCAGCAGAAAGCACUCGACAUAAAUGAAAGGGAACUUGGCCUUGAUCACCCAGACACAAUGAAAAGCUACGGCGAUCUGGCUGUCUUCUAUUAUCGUCUUCAGCACACAGAGUUAGCGUUGAAGUAUGUCAACCGUGCAUUGUACCUUCUGCAUCUAACAUGUGGACCGUCACAUCCAAAUACGGCUGCCACUUAUAUUAAUGUAGCGAUGAUGGAAGAAGGUUUGGGGAAUGUUCAUGUGGCUUUAAGAUACCUUCAUGAAGCGUUGAAAUGUAACCAGAGACUACUUGGAGCUGAUCAUAUCCAGACUGCUGCAAGCUACCAUGCCAUUGCUAUUGCUCUUUCUUUGAUGGAAGCAUACUCCUUGAGCGUCCAGCAUGAGCAGACCACUCUACAGAUUCUACAAGCAAAACUAGGCCAGGACGAUCUUCGGACACAGGAUGCGACUGCGUGGCUUGAGUAUUUUGAGUCUAAAGCUCUGGAACAGCAAGAAGCUGCACGAAAUGGUACUCCCAAGCCAGACGCCUCUAUUUCCAGCAAAGGCCAUCUCAGUGUAUCAGACCUGCUAGAUUAUAUAACCCCGGAUACUGGUCUUAAAGCAAGGGACGCCCAAAGGAAAGCUCGCCUGAAGGUCAAGGGAAGACCAGGACAAAAUCCAGGACCUGUGUCAGAAGAAAAUCAGAAAGAUGAUAAAAUUCUGACGCCGACUGAUAUUAUUGUGGAGAGUUCAAGUGACAAAGAGAACAAAUCCGAAGCAAAAUCUGAAGAAAUAAAGGUUGAGAAGCGUGAUUUGGAACCUCAAGAUCAACUGACGCUAGUUAAGCUCGAGUCCACGGCCAAAGAGGAUGAUGACUCUGACGAAGGAUGGCAAGAAGCUGUCCCGAAAAAUCGUUAUCCCUCCGGGCGUAGAACCCGUCCCAGCCUGGCAAAGCUGAACACAAACUUCAUGAACGUGACCCAGCAGACAUCAAAAAGCAGAGGAAAAUCCACCAAUUUCGCAUCCCCAAGGACUAGUUCAAAUGAACUUUCAAUUUCUGCCGCUGGUUCUACAUCACAGCACGCGAAGAAGCUUUUAAAGAGCCCGAGUUUAAACAGAAAGCAAAACAGCUCCAAUAUAGUGGGAGAAAGACCAGUCAACGAAAAAUCAGCCCUGGCAAACCCAGCUUGCACUGAACAGAUCAACAAGCCAACUCCGAUGCUGAGUCCCGUGAGUGUCAAAGCUGGAAAACUGUUUUCCUAUAAGGAGGUUGCACUGGCACCCCCUGGAACGAUUGUGAAAAUAGUUUCAGAGCAGUUGCCAGAAGAAACGACUGCCUUAGAGACUUUGGAUGCGGCAAAAGUCGCAGUAGAUGAUCCUGAAAAGGUGAAGGCUGAGGAUGUUGAGAGUGGGAGUAAUCAAGUGGCUACAGAAACGGAAGCGAAAAAUGCUGGUAGCGAUGAACAAGGAGAGGUGCUUGUUGGUGGAACGGAGUUGAUGAGUUCACCAGGAGAAAUCAACAAUGUGGAAGCCGAAAAGGCAGCAGCAGAAGCAUUUCCAGCGGAGACAGCUGUAUCAGAUGCAAAACAGGGAAAAUUUGGGAGAGUACAAACGGCUGAGGAAUCAAAUAGAGGUCUACUGAAUAAGUCACCAACAACAGAAGAUACAAAUGGAAAUGGACCAGCAACCGGAGUGAAGCUACAGAAGGAUGUCUCCGAUGCUGAACUGAAAGCAGUAGAUGGCCAAACAGAAGAUAGCCCAAAGUCAUCAGUAGCUGCAGAUGGAGAAAAACAAGACGCAUCCGAUGCACAAAAAGAGAUGAGCAAGAAGCUCUCUGCUUCUGCACCACCUUAUACCCCGACGACCAUUCCAAUUUUUGGGUCUAUUACAGUUCCGGGAUUCAAAGACCAUGUGGGAAUCCUUCCCUCCCCAUUGAAUAUGCCACCAAUGCUUCCUGUAAACCAUGUACGCAGGUCAACUCCUCAUCAAUCUGUAACAGCUCGAGUUCCCUAUGGGCCUAGGCUCUCAGGUGGUGGUUACAACCGAUCUGGAAACAGGGUUCCGCGUAACAAGCCAAGCUUCCCCAGUAGCACUGAGUCCAAUGGUGAGGCUAAUCAAGUCAAUGGCCCAAGAAUAAUGAACCCUCAUGCUGCUGAGUUCAUACCAAGUCAACCUUGGGUUUCUAAUGGUUAUCCAGUUUCGCCAAACGGCUAUUUGGCAUCUCCCAAUGGGGCGGAAAUAACACAGAAUGGGUACCCUCUGUCACCAGUAGCAGGUGGAUAUCCGUGUAACAUACCUGCACAGCCUCAGAAUGGGCUUGUUAUACCUACACCACUGGCUUUGGAGGAAUUACCUGAUACUGAAAGCUCUGAGGAGAAGACUGGAAGCGAAGAGGAGAGCAAUAGCGAAAAGAAAGUUGCAGAGGGUGAAGAAGCCAUUGCACAAGAAACUACAGAGACUCUUGAAAAUGGACACUCGACAGUAGGUGUAGGUGAAGAAAAACCCACAGCACAUGAGAUAUCUGACAAGAAAAAUGGGGAAGGACUUGGAGGCAAGUGCUGGGGAGAUUACAGCGACAAUGAAAUUGAAGUCACAAGUUGAAGAAGCAAUUUUCUGUUAUUGAAGGAUUAACAUUGAGGCUAAAGGAAUGGAGAGAGAUUUGGCUCCAUGGAUGACGUUGAGUCACAUAAUCAGAGGCGGAUCCAUGCGGGGUCAAGUAAGUGACACCCCUUACAAUUUUAAUAUUCGUCCAAGUAGAAAAUAACUUUUUGAAAUAAAAACAAUGAAGUUUCAAAGUCGUAUUUUGUAAGAAUUUCACGAGAAUCUUUGUUUCUCGGUUGAUUGCAUAUCAUCUCCUUUACUAAUGAAAACAUGAUCGACUUGCAUGACAAA
Molecule: messenger RNA, 5980 nt
Organism: Eutrema salsugineum
Lineage: Eukaryota; Viridiplantae; Streptophyta; Magnoliopsida; Brassicales; Brassicaceae
Product: protein TSS
Exons: 23
Coding region: 239-5689 (1816 amino acids)
Biological process (GO): organelle organization
Cellular component (GO): cytoplasm
Molecular function (GO): protein binding
Source: RefSeq, a predicted model, not a curated record